UAUACAAAUGCUUCAAGUUCUUAUCGCUGUCGCCAACAGAAAAGAAAUCAAUCGUAUCUCAAAACAACGUUUGUACGAACUGCCUGAACCCAGGUCAUUACUUUAGGCAAUGUAAAAUUGCAGCUCGCUGCCAACUCUGCCAUCAAACUCACCACACCAUUCUUCACGCUGCUUACGCAACAGACAUCGUUCAAGAUCAAACAACAACCGCGCUGUCUACUGCAGUAGAAAAUAUGAAUGCUACAGCAUUAAGCCAUACACAACCAACAUCACAUAUCAACUCGCACCUAUCAUCGCUUGCAGCGAAUCAACAGUCCCAAGUUCUGCUAGCUACAGCUAAGAUUCUCAUUAAACACCCCCACGGUGUUUGCUAUGCUAAAGCAUUGGUUGAUCCCGGCUCUCAAGCCUCAUUUGUAAACAGAGAGUUAUGUCAACUAUUAAAUUUGAAUCAAAAGAGAAUUGAAAAAACAACGAUAGAUGGAAUUGGAGCAACAUCUAAAACAUCAAUCAAACAUAUGGUCGAGCUGAAGCUGGUGUCCAAUUAUAAUAAGAAUUACAAUUUAACCGUGAGUGCUUUUAUUUUGCCUAAAAUAACAAAUUAUAAACCAAUAGAUGUGAGAAAAUGUGAUCUGCCGGAUUUGAAUUCAUAUCAGUUAUCCGAUCCAACUUUUUACAUGCCAUCUAAGAUAGAUGUUUUGUUGGGAAGUGAUGUUUAUGGAAAGUGUGUUCGGGUGGCUAGUUUCAGGCCCUAUAGGCAAACCAUACCCAAAAACGACCCUGAAUGUAAAUAGCUGCAAUCUCGAGAAUCAGCUGCGUUUAUUCUGGGAACAAGAAGAGUUGGCAGAAACAAAAAAUUUAUCGCUAGAGGAAGAAGCUUGUGAAUCAUAUUUUGCAACAACAUAUAUUCGAACGAGUGAGGGCCGAUAUGAAGUUCACUUGCCAUUUAGAAGUUUGUUAAAAGGUGAGACUGCUCCGAUAUUCCAAAAUACAGACUAUGUUGCCCUAA
Molecule: messenger RNA, 1006 nt
Organism: Stomoxys calcitrans (stable fly)
Lineage: Eukaryota; Metazoa; Arthropoda; Insecta; Diptera; Muscidae
Exons: 2
Coding region: 234-791 (185 amino acids)
Biological process (GO): proteolysis
Molecular function (GO): aspartic-type endopeptidase activity
Source: RefSeq, a predicted model, not a curated record